CGCGUUCGCCCCAGUUAUUUAUUGUCCAUAUAACUAAUAAAUGUUUUUAAUAUGAUCUGAAAAAUGGCAACGUCGCUUAUUCGAUAGGUAUUUAAUUUUUGACAGUCUGGAGUGGUUGUCAUUCACAACAAGAAUUUUGUAAACAAAAGUUGUUAAUUUGCAAACAAUAUUAGCGCGGUUUAAUUCUUAUAAACUAAUAAAAUGAAAAUCGCGGUUGAAGGAUGUGCUCAUGGCGAGUUGGAGAAAAUAUAUGAAACAAUACUUGAUAUAGAAAAAGCAGAAAACAUAAAAAUUGAUGUACUGCUAUGUUGUGGAGAUUUUCAGGCAACUCGUAAUUUGGAGGAUAUGCAAACAAUGGCUGUUCCUGAUAAAUAUAAGGAUAUGUGUACAUUUUAUAAGUAUUACAGUGGAGAACGUGUUGCGCCAAUAUUAACAAUAUUUAUUGGUGGAAAUCAUGAGGCGUCAAAUCAUUUACAAGAGCUGCCCUACGGAGGUUGGGUGGCACCAAAUAUUUAUUACUUAGGAUAUGCUGGUGUUGUACGUUUAAAUGGCAUACGUAUAGGCGGUAUUUCAGGAAUUUAUAAAAGUCACGAUUAUUUACGUGGCAGAUUUGAGUAUUGUCCUUACUCUGAAUCAACAAAAAAAAGUGUUUAUCAUGUACGCCAACUAGAAGUGUUUCGUUUAAAUCAACUAAGUAAUGAUAUGGAUAUAUUUAUUUCACAUGAUUGGCCUCAAGGAAUUUACAAUUAUGGUAAUAAAGCUCAACUUUUACGUUUUAAACCAUUCUUAAGAGAAGAUAUGGAAAACGACAGAUUAGGAAGCAAGCCUUGUGAAGAACUAUUAAAAAAGCUGCAACCAAAUUAUUGGUUUUCUGCGCAUUUGCAUUGCAAAUUUGCUGCUCUUGUAGAUCAUCGCGAACAGGAUGAUAUGGACAAUAUGGAAGAAGAACGUAUAACAAAGUUUUUGGCUUUAGAUAAAUGUUUACCUAAGAGACGUUUUUUGCAAGUGCUAGAUAUAGAAUCUGAACACACAGAUGGAGAAAUAUCUUUUGAAUAUGAUUUGGAAUGGCUUACAAUACUUUACUUGACAAAUCACUUAAUAAAUAUAAAAAGUCAAUACUAUUAUUUACCAGGUCGUGGCAGUGCCGCUGAAGAAAAACACAUGUUUACACCUAAUGAAGAAGAAUUACAGCAUAUUCGUGAAAAAUUACACUGUGAUUUACGUAUUCCAAAAAAUUUUGUUCGUACUGUGGAACCGUACGAUCCAAUGAAUGUUAGUGAAAUGCCUGUAAUACAACCAAAAUCAUUUAUUAAUCCGCAAACUACACAAUUCUGUGAUUUAUUGGGUAUAGACGAUCCAUUAAGUUUAGCGAUGAUGUUAAGUGGACAUGAACUAAGUUACUCAAGUGCAUAUGAUACGAGCAGUGAUAUACAACUUAAUGAAUCUAGUCUUUUAAUCGAUGGUCACAGUUUAAAUUCUUCUAGUUGUGCGGAUUCAAGUAUGUCGCAGAUGAGUCCACUAAAACGUAAAAGCAGUUUGAGUUUAAAUCUACCAAUGCCAAAAACAAAUAAUUUAAAUAUUAUUGACCUUAAUAAAUCACUUAAUCCGGAUGAGUUAAAUUUGGACCUAAAUUCUGAUGAUGACAGUCAAAUGGAAGAUGUCCAACAAAGUACACACAAUUCAGAAACUGCAGAUAAAACAGAAUUAUCAAAUAAAACAGAUACUGUGCAUAAGUUAACAAAUUUGGAAGAAGUUAAUCUGGAAAGAGAUACUGCUGAUGAGAGGAUUAAUGAAGAUAUAAAAGGAAAUAAUUUAGAUAAUUCAUCAGCGAAAAUAAUGAAGACUGAUAUUCUAAAUUUAAAACAAGCAGACAAUGAAGAUGAAAUAAAAACAUUAUCAGAGGAUAUUAGUUUGGAAAAAACAACCCACAGUGAAGUUGGAUAUCACAAAACGAAACAAAACGAUUUAGGCGUUUUACCUGUAAAGAAGUUUAAAAGACGGAACAUGAAUUUAUACAAAGCAGAUAGUGAAGAGGAAAGUUAAUAAAUAGUGUUAUGCAAUAUAACGUACGCUGUUGUAUGUGUUGUGUAUAAAUAUUAUCAACUUUAUAUUUUAAUAAAAAAAAAA
This is a messenger RNA of Teleopsis dalmanni, 2127 nucleotides long. It is a transcript of the gene ldbr, whose product is annotated as lariat debranching enzyme. Gene Ontology annotation, molecular function: RNA lariat debranching enzyme activity. Gene Ontology annotation, biological process: mRNA splicing, via spliceosome. The transcript has 2 exons. The record is from RefSeq and is a predicted model, not a curated record. Gene Ontology annotation, cellular component: nucleus. The coding region runs from base 202 to 2043 and encodes 613 amino acids. NCBI's taxonomy places the organism in Eukaryota, Metazoa, Arthropoda, Insecta, Diptera, Diopsidae.